AUGGAGGAGAUUCGAGGAGUGCCUACGUGGCAGGAAGAGUUGGCGAGUCUCGUCGACGCCGGAUUACGAUACGACCGUGCGCCGAUCGAUUUGACGGCAGCUACUGAAUCCGGCUCAAAGAGAUCGGGUUUCUCGUCGGUGGAUGGAUCCGGAUCCGAACCAAGGGAGACAUUGAAAGAUCAAGUGGCGGGGUUUAUGAAAUCAUGGGGAGAGAUGCUUCUUGACCUCGCGAAAGGAGUCAAGGACAUUGUGCAGCAGACGGUGGUGACUGAGGACUCAUUCGUCGUCCGGAAGCUUAGGAAACCGGCGGCUAAAGUUUCGAAGAAGCUAAACUUCAUGAAUGAGUACUUACCAGAGGAUCGUGACCCGAUUCACGCAUGGCCUGUGAUUUUCUUCGUUUUCCUCUUAGCACUCGCAGCAUUAAGCUUUAGUCCGGAGCAGGACGGACCAGUGCCAGUGAUAAAGAAACUGCGAUUACAUCCUACCGGUGCAGCCCGUAUACAGCUUCCGGAUGGUAGAUAUGUGGCUUACCAAGAGCUAGGUGUUUCAGCGGAAAGAGCAAGAUACUCUUUAGUGACUCCUCAUUCUUUUCUUUCCUCUCGACUUGCAGGCAUACCUGGAGUGAAGAAAUCGUUGCUUGUGGAGUACGGUGUCCGUUUAGUGUCAUAUGAUCUUCCAGGGUUUGGAGAGAGUGACCCUCAUCGAGGUCGAAACCUCAGCUCAUCUGCUUCGGAUUUGAUUAACCUUGCAGCUGCUAUUGGAAUUGAUGACAAGUUCUGGUUACUCGGCUACUCUACUGGUAGUAUGCAUACGUGGGCUGCAAUGAAAUACUUCCCCGAGAAAAUUGCAGGAGUUGCAAUGGUGGCUCCGGUGAUGAAUCCUUAUGAGCCAAGCAUGUCCAAGGAAGAGAUGGGGAAGACAUGGGAUCAAUGGUUAACAAAGAGGAAACUCAUGUACUUUCUAGCACGCCGGUUUCCAGUUCUUCUUCCUUUCUUCUACCGCAGAUCUUUCCUCUCUGGUAAACUUGAUCAUCUCGAUCAGUGGAUGUCACUAUCACUAGGAGAUAAGGAUAAACUUUUAACCAAAGAUCCAGUUUUCCAAGAAUUUCACCAGAGGAAUGUGGAGGAGUCUGUCCGUCAAGGAAUCACAAGACCAUAUGUAGAAGAAGCCGUGCUUCAAGUAUCGAAUUGGGGCUUUAGUCUCUCUGAAUUCCGCACACAGAAGAAAUGUACAACCAAUGGUGUCCUUUCUUGGCUCAUGUCAAUGUACAGUGAAGCUGAAUGUGAACUAGUCGGAUUUCGAAAACCCAUUCACAUAUGGCAGGGAAUGGAGGAUCGGGUUGGUCCACCAUCGAUGAGUGAGUACAUAAGCAGGAUGAUUCCGGAAGCAACAGUACAUAAGAUCCCAAACGAAGGUCAUUUCUCCUUCUUCUCUUUCUGCGAUGAGUGCCAUAGACAGAUUUUCUACGCCUUAUUCGGAGAACCCAAAGGCCAGCUCGAGAAAGUGAAAGAAACAAAGGAAACUACUCUAGUCGAAACAGAGACGGUGAGUCUUUAA
Molecule: messenger RNA, 1557 nt
Organism: Microthlaspi erraticum
Lineage: Eukaryota; Viridiplantae; Streptophyta; Magnoliopsida; Brassicales; Brassicaceae
Source: the annotation of a GenBank genome assembly